ACCCCAGAGCACACUAUCGCUUGCGUACAAGGCUUUCACAGGCGUCUGCCUGCCGAGCUGAUGUGUGAUGUCUAUAUAAACGAAUGCAUCCGAGAACUCGACUAAUCAAUCAUUCGCACGCAAACCAUACUCCAGCUCUUCGAUCACAAACCGCACUCGAUUCCAUCGCAAGCUAGGAGGUGCACGAGAGCAUCCUCAGUACUCGCGUGGCGGCGUGGGUGAUCGAUCACAGCGAGCAAGUUGGUUAGGAAUGGGCAACGUGGAGGCGACGUCGCUCAUCGUCCCGCCGGAGCUGGGUGACGCGCUGGCCAAGGUGGCCGUGUUCGCGGUCGUCCAGGCGCUGAUCUACCUGAUCCUGCGGAAGUCGUCGGACGUCUUCUCCCCGGCGGGGAGGACAGCGAGCAGGUCGCGCAGCUUCCGGCCGAUGCGGAGCAUGAGCGUCCGGCGCGUGCUGGCCGCGUUCUCCGACGUCCCCAUCGGCGUCCUGGAGGCGGACGGCGGCGCGCCGUCACCGUCAACGGUGGAUCCCGGGGCUGACCGUGCCAACUGGCUGAAGUGAUUUGAAUUUUCUUAGAUAUGAUGCUUUGAUUGACUACAGUAAACAGUAAGAACUCUCAAAAUUCAAAAAGAAAUAUUAGUAAUGUAGAUGGUAUUUGAGGUGUGGCGUCAUGUAUGUGUAUAUAUAUAGAUAGAUAGAUGUGUUUGUGUGUUGAGCUGA
This is a messenger RNA of Phragmites australis (common reed), 718 nucleotides long. RefSeq lists its product as uncharacterized. NCBI's taxonomy places the organism in Eukaryota, Viridiplantae, Streptophyta, Magnoliopsida, Poales, Poaceae. The coding region runs from base 251 to 559 and encodes 102 amino acids. The record is from RefSeq and is a predicted model, not a curated record. The transcript has a single exon.